AUUUGUCAGCCCUUAUAUAAGAUGCUCAGUGCCCUCAUCGGCCUUUUCAGCUGAGUCCGCCAUCAGGUCACAGCCAGCACUGCCUGAAAACCCCCGAACACAAUCCGACAAAAUGAUCAUCUACAAGGACAUCAUCACAGGUGAUGAGAUGUUCUCGGACAUCUACAAAAUCAAAGAGUCUGAGAAUGGGAUGAUGAUUGAAGUGGAGGGAAAGAUGAUCAGCAGGUCAGUGGGAGACAUAGAUGAUGCACUGAUUGGUGGCAACGCAUCGGCAGAAGUUCAAGAUGAGGGCUGCGAGUCUUCCACUGUCAGUGGUGUGGAUAUUGUCCUCAACCACAAACUUCAGGAGACAUCCUACGACAAGAAGUCAUACACAGCCUACAUCAAGGACUACAUGAAGGGAGUGAAAGCCAAACUACAGGAAACUGCACCUAACAGGGUUGACCCCUUCAUGGCUAAUGCACCAGCUGAGGUCAAGAAAAUUCUAGGCAAUAUCAAGAACUUUCAGUUUUUCACUGGCGAGUCCAUGAACCCAGACGGCAUGGUUGGUCUACUCGACUUCCGUGAGGAUGGCAUCACUCCAUACAUGCUCUUCUUCAAGGAUGGUCUGGAGAUUGAGAAAUGCUAAACUCCGUAAGCAUCUAAAAUUGCCCCUCCAACUUUGGCCUCUACUUGGUGGAUUGGGCCUGUGGAUUAAACCAAUCAUUCCCCCCAAUUCCUUUCCAUCAGGACCAGAGGCUCUUUUAACUUCACUAGGCCGUUGUUUUAAUUUCUUGAUUGGCUUCAAGAUGUGAUGGUCCUCUCAUGAAAAUAGAAACAGGACUUUUUACCAAGCUAAACCACAAUGUGAAAAGAUUGUGGUUGAAACUAUUUUGGGUUUUUUUAUUUUGUCGUCAUGGAGAUGAAGUUGCUGGCUUCUCUAUUGCUGUGCAUGUCAGCUUCUGGUUUCAGCAGAUGUACAGUUUAAUUCCCCCUCUUUCCAAUUGAAUCACAGGAUUGUAUAGGAUUUCUUGCACCAUUUGUGAAAAAAUAAAAUCAAGCUGCUGGCUAAUAA
Molecule: messenger RNA, 1054 nt
Organism: Myxocyprinus asiaticus (Chinese sucker)
Lineage: Eukaryota; Metazoa; Chordata; Actinopteri; Cypriniformes; Catostomidae
Product: translationally-controlled tumor protein homolog
Exons: 6
Coding region: 113-628 (171 amino acids)
Cellular component (GO): cytoplasm
Molecular function (GO): calcium ion binding
Source: RefSeq, a predicted model, not a curated record